Messenger RNA from Suillus clintonianus, 1422 nucleotides. RefSeq lists its product as uncharacterized. The record is from RefSeq and is a predicted model, not a curated record. Lineage: Eukaryota; Fungi; Basidiomycota; Agaricomycetes; Boletales; Suillaceae. The coding region runs from base 250 to 1203 and encodes 317 amino acids. The transcript has 5 exons. Gene Ontology annotation, molecular function: protein binding.
GUAUAGCAGUCACAUCAUCAUUGUCAUCCCUCCACACUACAACAUGCUCGGCAUGCUCGUGCUUUUACAUCACCGCUUACCACCCUAUAUUUAGUAGACUGUGCCCGCGACAUUGCACCUCAGUCUUUUCCACUUAGACAACAGAGGUACCUACUUCAAUAUCAGAGUCUUUUCCAUUCAGACCGAGUCUUUCGAUUUUCUAUCGCACCCAACGUCCGUUGAUCAUAUUACCCUGAUCACGAAUUACCAAUGGCAACUUGUGCUUCUGCCCCAUUUGAUCAUGCUCAAGCAGACGUUAUCUUACGGUCAGCUGACGGGGUUGAGUUUCGAGUCUUCAAGCUCUUCCUCUCCCUUGCCUCUCCAUUAUUUGAGACCUUGUUUGGCCUUCCCCAGGCACCUGAUGGCGCUACCGAUCAAGAGAUGAAGGAUGGCUUAGCAGUCAUCGCCAUGUCUGAGGACAGCAAAACACUAGAUUCUUUUCUCAGGUUUUGCUAUCCAUCGACACUGGCAGAAGAUCCUUCCCUCGAGAACCUGGAAGACAUCCUGUCUAUUCUCGCAGCUGCGAGGAAGUAUUCGCUAGACCUGAUCGAGAGAAAAGUGUGUCAGGCUCUGGCGAAUCCGAAGGUUCUCGAGACGGAACCCAUUCGCUGCUUCGCGAUUGCCCAGAAUGCACGACUCAAGCAUGAAACCAUCACCGCUGCCAGACACACCUUACGACACCCGUUAGUUCCUGCGCAAUUCCCAGAGAUCGGGCUUAUCACCGCGUCCGAACUUCUUGCCCUGCUAACAUACCAUAAAAAUUGCGGUAUCGCCGUACAACCUUUAACGAAGGACCUGAAGUGGUUGACAGAUCACUAUGUCAAUCAAAAUGCCUGCCGUUGGCUAUUAGGCCCCUACUACAACGGGACCUGUAGCUGUGGACAGGUUACCGACAACAAAUUUUCGCUCUGGGGUAUUCAGACGGUUACAUGGUGGGCAACAUAUAUGCAGGAGUUGUCCGAGUUGUUGAUGGAUAGACCGUCCGGCGACACUGUGAGGACAGCAACAGACAAGACAAUCCAAAAGGUUAGAAGUAAAAACUGUGGCGCUUGUUCUAGCUCCGUGAAGGCAAACAUGACGGAGUUUAGUGACUUGCUUGCUCUGAAAGUCGACGAGGCAGUCGCUCCGGUAUGCACCUUGCUCUAUAUCAGAGAAAGAUUCUGAGACUUCCCAAUAGAUCGAGCUGGAGGUGGACUUUUGACCCUCAUCAAUGAUGUCUGUGGGCUUGUGUUGAAGAGUGGUACCCAAGAGCCCCCGGAGUGUCCGUGUUGACUGGUUCUUAGAGAACGAGAUGUGUUGUACUCGAUCGAAUUGUAAAUAUAUGCCCAUGUAUUAGCACCCAGUGUUUGCGCGUGUACAACGGUGUAUGCUUGAGCCCGUCAA